ACGGAUGUAUGGUUUGUGCGUCCAGUUGUGAGUGCUUGGUUUCCUGUAUGAAUACUUAAUGCAAACCACGUGGUGUGAAAGGAGACUGCAGCUUCUUUUGUUCAAAUCAAUCAAACCGGAGACGGCCAGAGAGCUGCUGAAUCAGGAAAUCACCGCUUUGGAUUGAAACAUGCCACGUACGAAGGUGACCGACGUCUCAGGGAACGGUGGGGUGAAGAAGAAGAGGGCCAGCGGCAAGAGGAAAGAGAGGGACUUCAGCAGCGACGAUGAGUUUGAUUACGAACAGGAAAACAACAAGAAACCGGGGAAGCUCGCCGCCAAGUCUGGUCUCCAGCCCGUCACUGUGGCAGACGACGUCAAAGAGAAAAUAAAACUUGAGGGCCCAAAGGUGAAAGGUCAACUGCUCAUCUUUGGAGCAACCAACUGGGAUUUGAUUGGAAGAAAGGAGGUGCCCAAACAACAAGCUGCUUUUCGCAACCUGGGCCAGAAUCUGUGGGGUCCUCACCGCUACGGCUGCCUGAAUGACAUUCAGGUCAGCUGUGUGGUGUCUGGGCCCUGUGCCGCACACAGUCUCCUCAUGACCACCGAGGGCAAGCUGUGGAGCUGGGGUCGUAACGAAAAAGGUCAGCUGGGACACGGAGACACCAAGCGUCUGGAGGCUCCCAAGUUAAUCGAGGGCCUGGCGGAGCAUGUGAUUGUCGCUGCAGCCUGUGGACGCAAUCACACCCUGGCACUCACAGAGGACGGCACUGCGUACUCUUUUGGCGAGAACAAGCUGGGCCAGCUCGGCCAAGGCAACCAGACCGACGCAGUCCUCAGCCCAGCACCGAUUUGCUACAACGGCCAGCCGCUGGUGAAGGUGGCCUGUGGUGCCGAAUUCAGCAUGGUGGUGGACUGCAAAGGAAACCUGUACUCCUUCGGCUGCCCCGAGUACGGACAGCUGGGUCACAACAGUGACGGGAAGUUCAUAGCCCGCGCCCAGCGCAUCGAGUUUGACUGUGAACUCAUCCCUCGCCGCGUCGCCAUCUUCAUCGAGAAGUCCAAGGAUGGCCAGGUCACGCCGGUGCCCAACGUGGUGGUCCGAGAUGUGGCCUGUGGCUGCAACCACACGUUGGUGCUGGACUCCCAGAAGCGCGUGUUCAGCUGGGGUUUCGGUGGUUACGGGCGUCUGGGUCACACGGAGCCGAAGGACGAGAUGGUUCCUCGGCUGGUCAAACUGUUUGACUUUCCUGGACGUGGCGCCGCUCAGAUCUGUACGGGCUACCAGUGUUCCUUCGCUGUCAGUGAAAUGGGCGGGCUGUUUUUCUGGGGCGUGACGAACACUUCCAGAGAGUCCACCAUGUACCCCAAAGUCGUGCAGGAUCUGUGUGGCUGGAAGAUCCGCAGCUUGGCGUGUGGGAAGACCAGCAUCAUCAUCGCUGCAGACGAGAGCAUGAUCAGCUGGGGCCCCUCGCCCACGUUUGGAGAGCUGGGAUACGGCGACAACAAACCCAAAUCCUCCACCACCGCCCAGGAGGUCAAGACCUUGGAUGGCGUCUACAUCGAGCAGGUGGUGAUGGGCUACUGUCACUCUCUGGUGAUUGCCAGACAGGACACCGAGCAGGAGAAGGAGAAACUGAAAAAGCUGCCCGAGUACAACCCCCGGACGAUCUGACCGGGCGUCCGACAGCAACACCUCAACCUCUUUUCCCCCCCCCCGAAGCAGACCAGCGAUGCUCGGCAGUCACUGCCGGUGUACUAGUGGGAUGGUUGAGGCUCGGAAGGAUAUCCACACAUCUCAACUACCAGCACACUGGCUCUACACCAAUUUGGACACUGAAAACCUGAGAAAAUGGGACUGGAGACGGACAGAUUCCUUGUACGGCAAGAUACCUUCACUUCCCACGUUGAGUAAACGUGCAGCAGUUUGCUCAAAGCACUUCCCACCUAGUAGUAGAGUCGUGCUUCCCUAUAUUAAAAAAAAUAAAAUGAAAAAAAAGUAACGUUCCCAUUUUGUAAUACAGCCAAACAUUCAUGUUUUGUUCAGUUUUUUCUUUGUUGCAGUAUAUGAAAUGAUGAAGUUGUUUGUGACAUUUACGGGUGCUACAACGGGACCCUCAGUCUUUUUCCUACUGGGGGUUUUUCAAAGACCAAUACUCCAUACCUGUGCCUUUUUCUACGUGUACGUUCAGGGUAUGGAAGUGUUUGUGUUGUUCGGAGGAUCAGCUGAUCACUUUGAUUUCAGUGCAGUAUGAGAAGGUGUAUGUGUAUGUGUGUGCGUGUGCAGCUGCCACAGAUUACAAUCAGGAUUUGGAACGUUGUUUUUCUGAGUUUAGUGCACUCCACUCGAUGGUUACAUUCCUCUUUUUUUUUUUUUUUAACUUUUUUUUUAUUCAGCGUUUGCAUCAAGGAUGCACACCUCGGUUCUUCCAAGAUCACUGUUGUCUCUCUAGGUCUUGUCUUUCCUCGUUUUCCUAAUUUGAGUAGUAACUGUUCCAACGCUCAAAGCGGUUUCACAAGCAGGUCAGAACUUUUUAGAACCGAUAAUGCACUGUCUCUAAAUAUAUCAAGGUGUCUGGAAAUGAAGGCAUGUCGUUUUAAAAACAGCAGAGGAGGGUUUCCUCUUACCUGUACUGCUUUCUUUUUUAUGGUGACAUUUCUCUGGGUUCAUUUUUUUCAUUGAAAUGGUUAAAUAAAGAUUCAUGUGAAUUGA
Sander lucioperca (pikeperch) is the source of this 2692-nucleotide messenger RNA. It is a transcript of the gene rcc2, whose product is annotated as regulator of chromosome condensation 2. The record is from RefSeq and is a predicted model, not a curated record. Bases 170 to 1654 code for a protein of 494 amino acids. The transcript has 13 exons. Lineage: Eukaryota; Metazoa; Chordata; Actinopteri; Perciformes; Percidae.